AUGUAUAAAGAAGGUGAAGAUAGCUACGAGCAACUUGGACCUAGCGGAGCGGCACCUGCACCACCACCGCCGCCACCUCCACCAGACUUUCCGCCACCGCCGCCACCACCGCCUCCAGGAGCUGAGACGAAACCAAGGGAUGAGGCAAAAACGAAGACAAACACUGUGGGUCAAUUUGCUCUGAGGCCAGGCGAUGAUGUAGAUCUCAGUUCUGACCAUGAACGCGCCACUUUGACAGGCGGCGCAAUCAGUGAUGAGAAAAUGUCAAGAUCGAGGGAUAAAGAAAAAGACAAAAAGCUAGAAGAGAAGCCAUUUAUGCUGGACAUCAAGCCUUAUAAAGAGCCUACCAUGCUAAAAUUCUGUCACAUUGUCACAUUGUUGCUGCUAGUGUUAAGUUUUUUGCUAAUGGCACUAACAGUUGUGCAGUUCGUCGACAUCUUCGUCUGGUUACCACUUCUGUUUGGCGAUACAGCAUGA
Molecule: messenger RNA, 477 nt
Organism: Cylicocyclus nassatus
Lineage: Eukaryota; Metazoa; Nematoda; Chromadorea; Rhabditida; Strongylidae
Source: the annotation of a GenBank genome assembly